AUGUCAGAACCGGCUGGCGUAGGGGGCAAAGGCCCUCAAUUGAUUGGAGUCCUCUGGUUCCAGAUGGCCCUGAGCUACUUUCUCAUUGGCCUUCGUCUUUACACACGCGCAUUCAUCAAAGGAGCCAUUGGAGUGGAUGAUUGGUGUCUGAUCGCAACAGCCCUCGGCAGUACCAUGUUUACUGUCUUUACGACCAUAGCAUGCAUGCACGGAAUGGGUCAACGCCACGACGACCUUGCAACGUCCGAGUUUGCAAAGGCAAUGCUUUAUAUCCUCACUGGCCAAGUCUUUAUUGCCCUCGCUACUGGGAUGGGUAAAGUGUCGGUUGCUAUGUUCUUACUCCGCAUUGUCAUGAAGCCAUGGCAUCGCUGGUUCCUUUGGUUCUGCAACAUCACCAUCACCAUCUUCAGUAUCUUUCUUGCAAUUGUCGUCUUUGCGCAGUGUACUCCUACAGAAUCUAUUUGGAAUCCCGUUCUGGCCGAUCAAAGAGUCUGCAACAUCAGUCUCACUGUUGUUGCCAUUUCAUAUUGCUCCUACGCCGCAACAAUGGACUUUGUGUUAGCAGCUUUCCCCUGGAUCGCUCUUCACGGGCUAAACAUGAAGGCUAAAGAUCGCCGCACUAUCUGUCUAUCGCUCAGUCUCGGAGUUUUCGCCGGUAUUUGUGGUAUUUUCAGAACGUCUGGUCUGACCUCUUUGAGUAAUGCCGAAGAUUAUCUAUACUCCAUUUCUGACUCAGUUAUGUGGACCGUGAGCGAAGUAACGGCUACAAUCGUCUGUUUGACACUCCCAUCCCUCCGACCCCUCUAUAAGAAGAUGCGCGGCGAAGACUUUAGUUCCGGAGGCUAUCAACAGCACGACGACUCGGCAUACAGACACAACCCAUCCUUCCCACUUGGUUCUCUAAGGGGCCAAGACAACGACAAGGAUGAUACAUCUACCAAGAUUGAAAGCGGUGUUCUCACGGGGAAAAACGAUAGCGACGAGGCCAUCUUACUUCACCAAGCAGCUGAACAAAGUGUUGCUGUGUCUUACCACAUCAAGAGCUUCAUUCCUACCUUCGUCUAA
Messenger RNA from Fusarium coffeatum, 1065 nucleotides. RefSeq lists its product as uncharacterized. Lineage: Eukaryota; Fungi; Ascomycota; Sordariomycetes; Hypocreales; Nectriaceae. The transcript is spliced from 7 exons. The record is from RefSeq and is a predicted model, not a curated record. The coding region runs from base 1 to 1065 and encodes 354 amino acids.